This is a messenger RNA of Tyto alba (common barn owl), 2968 nucleotides long. Its product is annotated as caspase recruitment domain-containing protein 8. Gene Ontology annotation, biological process: regulation of apoptotic process. Bases 9 to 1493 code for a protein of 494 amino acids. Gene Ontology annotation, molecular function: protein binding. The record is from RefSeq and is a predicted model, not a curated record. Lineage: Eukaryota; Metazoa; Chordata; Aves; Strigiformes; Tytonidae. The transcript has 10 exons. Gene Ontology annotation, cellular component: canonical inflammasome complex.
GAGACGCCAUGGCAGAGCAGGAGCCCAAAGCCGACAGUCCCUCUGAGUUCUCUAUCUUUGUUGACACUUCCUUUGGCAAAACUUUUGAAGUGUCGGUGUCUCCGGAUGACAGCGUACAGGAGGUUAAGGCCAAGCUGAACAAACAGGACUCCUCCCUGAUACCCGAAAUAGGAAUUCUGAUCUACAGUAACAAAGAGAUGGAGGACAACCUGACCCUGGGACACUAUGGAAUCACACCCAACAGCUUAUUGCGUCAUACACGAAUAUUGCGAGGUGGUGGUGCAGCAGUCAGACAGAAAUCUCAAGCUGCACGCUUAUCCCGGAUGAGAAAGCUGGCACACUGUUACGCACUUGCGACAGGCGAGGCGUCAGGGAGCUCAGAGUAUCUUCCAGAAGUGACGCCAAAGAUAAUCGUAGACGUUUUGAAGCAAAGCACUCUGUACCGAGCUCACCUCCAGCACGCAGGCAUCUUCAAGUGCUCCAUCACGGGCCUCUGCUUCGAAGUGAAAUCCGCCGUGACCGUCACCUACGGCUACGCUUCCUGGACUAGUCACCUGACAAAGGCUGAGCAGGAAAUGUGGGUGCCGGCUGGACCCCUCUUCCAAAUCAGCGUGGAGCCCGAGGUCGUAGAGGCGGUGCAUCUCCCCCACUACAUCUGCCUGGCAGCACACAUAGAUACCAGCCCGUGCUUCAUUGCCCAUUUUAAAUCUGAGAUGUUGACCCUGGAGAGACCGACCAAACUGAACACUUUCUCUGCUGUCCUGGAGAAUCCCAGCUUCUCACUUCUUGGUGUGAUUUGGAGGAAGUUACGUUCAACUUUAAAUUUAUUCCCUGUUCACGCCUCGGUGCUGAUCUUCCAGCAGCUCAGUGCUGCAGACACAACUCUUCACCUCUACCUGAUCCCAGAUGACAACUCUGUGAAGCAGGCCAUUGAAAAACAAGAAAUUAAUUGGAAUUCAAAGCUUAUUCCCAAGCCUCCUCCAUUCAACCUUCUGUCCUUCGGCUGUGUUUACCAGGUGACCAGUACAAGUUCUGUGGUGAUAACACCUGAACCACGCUUUACUUUCUACUACAAGAGUCCAAAGAAUGAGCAGCUCUUUCUUGAGAUCUACAUCAAAAACAUGGAAGAGGAACUUGAGCUCUUUAUCACAGACAUGCAAAAUGACAUGGUGGUCUGGAGGGCACUGGUGAGACCAGGUGAUAUUGAUCUUCCUUCCAAGACCUUGUCAGGUGCAGUCUUCAUAAAGAAGCACAAGACCAAGCUUUGCUCCAGGAUGAGGCAGCUCCCCAGCAUUCUGCUACACUUACGGAAUGCAAAUGUCAUCAACAGCGAUGAAGAAGAGGAGGUGCAAGGUCAAAGUACAAGUCAAAGGAGGAACCAAGUUUUGCUGGAACUAGCUGAGAAGAAAGGGCAGAAGGCCCAGGAACAGCUCUACCAGAUCCUCCAGUCGAAAGACCCGUACCUCAUUGCAGACCUGGAGAAGUCCAUCUAGGCCUGGGAAAGCAGACUGCUUUCAUUCCCAUUGCUCAGCUGACGGGAGCAACAGGAGGGCAGUCAGCAUUUGAAUCCUGACCUUUCGGUGCGAACUCCAUGGUGCAAAGCAGCAAUAAGCCUUCCAAACCACCAGGUUUCAGGCCCGCCUUGCUUGGCUGAUUCCGUUGCCAGCAGUGGACAAGCAGUGUCACGCCAGCCACUGGUGAGAAGCUGCUGGAACAAGUUCCCAAGCCAGUGCCAAUACCAUGGACCUGUCUGCCUUCCUGAGACAGGGCCUCUGCUUCUCCAGAAGCUCCAGGCAGCUGCUAGCAGAGAAGUUUCCAUCACUCCAGCUCAGCCUCCCCGUCCCAUGUACCUCUCGCAGCUGGAAGAGGGGAGCUGCUUUACCACCCAGAGCUGUCUGUAAAGGCUUGUUCUCAUUCACACACCAGAGCAAGCCAUAUCACCAUCAAAACUUCCCCUUGUUUCCCUCCAGACUAGUUUACCCAAAUGAUCAAAAUUCACUGAAGCAGCAAACAAGCAUCCUGAUGCCAGCAGCAGCUGGGUAAAGGAGCUCCUCCCAAAGAAGCCAUGAAAAAUAGAAAAGAUGAGAUACAGGUUCAUGCGUCUUCAGGGAAAGUCUGACUCAAUAACAGCCACUUUACCUUCAAAAGACAGCAGAUUAUUUUUAAAUCACAUUCUUCGCAUCCAUAAAAUCAGUUCCUUUCUGGAUCAUGUGGAUGCCUUCACUGAUGGCAUCCUCCUGCUGUCAAACACACCAGUCAGGACACGAGCAGUCUGCUUUGGUGUCCAUUAUCUACGAAGAGAUUUUUUGGGUCAAGCUCAGGGGAAAUUCAGACUUGCCUAAGUGGAGACAGCAACUUCAGGAAGCUUAAAGGACCUUCCAGGGAGCGUUGAGCGAAAUGGUCCUCAUCGCACGCUCCAUGGGGUGGAAAUGAGACUGAUGCUUUAAGUAUUGCUUUGUAUUUAUUCCUUCUCUUGAACACCUGGAGAGCACAUCGCUGCUGAAACACACCAUAAGAGCGUGUCUCUGCUCCGGUAGGAGUCACGGACCUUCAAUGCAACCAGGGAUAAUACAAAAAGGAAGAAGCUGGGAACGAGACCACGCAGGGCCACAGACCUGACCGGUGGAUGACAAGGGGGGCAGUGAAGGGACCAGACAGCACCGCUCACACUGAUUCAUGGGCUCUCCAGAAACCACACUGGGGCUGGCCCCUGCAGGAGGAUCAGCCUGGGCUUUGCAACUGCUGAGUGUGUGAACCAGGGGGACCCCAGACGCGGGCUGGGGGGUGCGGGAACGGGCCUGUAGGGACGGGAAGGGGAACCAGGAGGAACAAAGUGGGAGGAGGCAGAAAGGGGUAUAAAAGAGGCCACACAGGUAUAAACUGGCUCAGUUUGGCUGAGCCCUGUGCCUGGCCACUGCAGUCUAUCCUAUCAUUUUAUAUUUUUUUAUUAAAUGUUUUCUUAACUAUU